This is a messenger RNA of Eimeria tenella, 201 nucleotides long. RefSeq lists its product as uncharacterized. Bases 1 to 201 code for a protein of 66 amino acids. The record is from RefSeq and is a predicted model, not a curated record. NCBI's taxonomy places the organism in Eukaryota, Apicomplexa, Conoidasida, Eucoccidiorida, Eimeriidae. The transcript is spliced from 2 exons.
AUGAAAGAGGCGAAGGGGGUGCUGCUGGAGGGCCGCAAAAGCCUCUACAUGUCGCUGCAGCAAAACACGGGGGUUUCGUGGUUUAGGGGUUUGAGGGUUUUGAAGUUUUUGGAAAUCCACCAAGCAGCAAACCCUCCUUUGUCGCAGCAGCAGCAGCAGCAAGUGGCAGCAGCAGUGGCCCUCGCCAAACUCGGGCCCUGA